Messenger RNA from Seriola dumerili (greater amberjack), 2420 nucleotides. It is a transcript of the gene mboat1, whose product is annotated as membrane bound O-acyltransferase domain containing 1. Gene Ontology annotation, molecular function: acyltransferase activity. Gene Ontology annotation, biological process: lipid modification. Gene Ontology annotation, cellular component: membrane. The transcript is spliced from 13 exons. NCBI's taxonomy places the organism in Eukaryota, Metazoa, Chordata, Actinopteri, Carangiformes, Carangidae. The record is from RefSeq and is a predicted model, not a curated record. Bases 126 to 1667 code for a protein of 513 amino acids.
CUUGUCACGGAGCCUUUCGGACAAACAAUGUAAUUCAGUAAGAGAAAAUAGUAAGUUGUUAGUUAAAGAAGAAGGGAAGAGGCAACCGGCAACACCGAGGCGUCGCAACGGAGUAACUACGCAGGAUGGGCGAGCAGGCGGACACUGCGUUUAAAACCACUGGUUCCAAGUGGCUGCUGCCAGUCAGCGAAUACUUGGGCUUUCCUCUUGAUCAGGUGAACUUUUUGGCAUGCCAGUUGUUUGCCCUGGCUGCUGCCUUCUGGUUUCGUCUCUACCUCAGUCCGAGCCAUGCCAAUCCCCUGGUCAGACACGCUGUGGCCACUCUCCUUGGCAUUGCCUUUCUCAUCUUCUGCUUUGGAUGGUACUCAGUUCAUAUCCUGACAGUGGUGGUUGCAAGCUACCUGAUCAUUGUCAACACCGACAUCAAUAAUGUACACAGAUAUUCCAUGGUGACAGCUAUGGGCUAUCUGACAGUGUGCCAAGUGAGCCGAGUCUUCAUCUUUAACUAUGGCAUACUGUCCACUGACUUCUCUGGGCCUCUGAUGAUAGUAACUCAGAAGAUCACCACACUGGCUUUCCAGCUCCAUGACGGUAUGUGUAAGAAAUCUGAACAGCUGACUCCGGAGCAGAAGCUUCUGGCGAUAAAUGUGAGGCCUUCUCUCAUUGAAUACCUGAGUUACAAUCUGAACUUCCUGAGUGUCUUGGUGGGACCGUGCAGUGAUUAUAAGGACUACAUAGACUUCAUAGAGGGCAGACACAUUAGCCAGAGGCUCAGGCAGCGCUCUGGGACGUGUACUGGGCAGAAUGGCUAUGAUAAGACACCGGACCCGUCACCUUUGCCUGCUGUCUGUCAAAAGCUGCUGGUCUGCUGUGGCUGUAUGCUGUUCUUCCUCAUUGUGACUCGGUCCUUGCCAGUAACGCACAAUGUGGACCCCUACUUUGUCAGCCACGCCCCCUUCCUCAACAGGCUCAACUACGCUUUCUUCUCCAUACAAGCAGCGAGGCCCAAAUUCUACUUUGCCUGGACGCUAGCCGAUGCUGUGAACAACGCUGCAGGUUUUGGUUUCUUGGGGAUGGAUGAAAAUGGACAGCCAUCAUGGGAUCUCAUCUGUAACCUCAACAUCUUGGGGAUUGAGACUGCAACCAGCUUCAAGACAUUCAUAGACAACUGGAAUAUCAGAACAGGAAUUUGGCUCAAAACUGUGUGUUAUGACCGAGCCCCCAAGCACCGGUUGGCGUUGACUUUCAUCCUGUCUGCCCUGUGGCAUGGUGUUUAUCCAGGGUAUUAUUUUACCUUCAUCACAGCCAUCCCCAUCACCAUGGCAGCACGAGCAAUAAGGAAAUCUAUUCGCCACUACUUCCUGGGCUCCAGAGGCUUGAAGCUGAGUUACGACAUCUUAACUUGGGCAGCCACUCAGCUGGCCAUCUGCUACACUGUGAUGCCUUUUCUACUUCUUGCAGUAGAGCCCACUUUGGUUUAUUACAGGUCUAUGUACUUCCACGUGCACAUCAUCAGCAUUCUGGCUGCGAUCGCCCUGCAUCGGAAACACAAAACCAGGGACCCCUCUGCGACCACUAAAACGUUUUCCUCCGCCUCCUCCUUCUCGUCUUCGUGCUCAGCCCAGUGCCAGCCUGUUCACUCCAACAACAAUGACAAAGUAGACUGAAAAUCCCCUCUUCAUGUUCUUUUACCAGGCUCUCAGUCCAGGGUUCUCUCAAAGACAAGUGAACAUCCCUAAAGGGCAUUCAGCCAACUUCAAACGGGAAACCAGAGUGUUAUUUAUUUUUUGGGGACAUAAUGCAGGAUUUGAGCCUAUAUGGUGCUGGAUGUGCACAGGAAGAGCCGUUCUGCCAUAUUGCAAGAUUAAGACAAUGCAUUAAACAUAAGCUCAGCAGGCAGACUGAAAAGAGAAACAUUAGCUGAUGGGAAUAUCUCUGGUACCACCGUCAGCACCACCAGGACCCUAGCCUCCCUCCACUUUCCAUAGCCACUAUUCCCUACAUGCCCAUCUCAACACCAGCCUGCCUGCUCCAGCAACAAUGCAACAGUGUGAAGAGAGAAAGGAGGCUCACUUUUUAUCCCUGUCCUCUAUCUGCACUGUCCUGCCCCACGGUGGGAUGAAAGCCAGGACAGUGGGAGAACAGCUCAAACAAGGCACAAAUACCAGGACACACACACACACACACACACACACACAAACACACACACACACACAAAUACACAAAAACUCAUGCAUAAACAGACACUUGGAAACAAAUAUGCACAUACUCUCUCUUAGACACGCUCGUACUUGGCCACACUCUGAUGGCACACAAAGGCUGCCCUUGUGUGGCCACAACAAAAGAGCAUGCCAUGGGGAGAGAGAGCCCAUGUACCCGCUGCACCCACUUGCUGCCAGAGGUGUGGGUGUGUGUGUGUG